CUCUCGCUGCCUCUCGCUGCCUCUCGCUCCCUCUCGCUCCCUCUCGCUGCCUCGCGCUGCCCGUCGCUCGCUCGGGUCUCGUGGCCCUGCGCCCCCCGGAGCCUCUCCCCCUGAGGCGGGCUCCCCACCAAUGCACCACCAACAGGGCGGGGCCGCCGGCCAGCCGCCCCCAUCACAACCCGCACGGCCCAUCCUCUCGCUCAUGCUGUGGCUCCUGCUGCUGCUGCUCGGCUCCGGCGCCCUGGCCAUGGACGUGGACCAGCAGGUCGGCGGGGAGCUGCUGCUGAUUGCUUCGGGCACGCCCUUCGGCUGCACUGACAUGCUCGGCCGGCUCUUCGCCGGGGAUGAUGCGGUUUGCUACCGGGUUUUCAACCGGUCCACCUGGCUCUCCUACCGGCAGCCAAGCAGCCGGCCAACCGGCUGGGACUUCCGAAGGGACAGCUUCUUCACAAAUGACCCCUCGCUCAGCGGCCCCCUGGUCGGGAUGCCACAGGCGCUGGACUUCGGCCCAUUGGGCUUGCCAUCGACCCGCACCGACCCGCUGUUCCUCUGGCAGAGCGGCUCCCAAGUGGGCCUGUCCGUGGCGGGGCAGAGCCACACCCACGCCCUGCCGGCCGGCCAGCCGGCCGCCCUGCUGGCCGGCCAUGCCAAUGGCCCGGACGAGGUGACUGCCCUGGUCCUGGUCGAGGGGGCCGACGCCUCCCUGAACAGGGCCCACACCCUGCGCUGGCGCAAUCAGGCCUGGCUGGCGACCGAUGCGCAGGUCCCCCAUCCUCGGGCCCCGGGGGCCACCGGCCUGCCGGGGAACUUCUUCCUGGCCACGGCCGACGGGUGGGCCUGGAUCCGCCCCGGCAGCCCGACACUCAGCUUCCCCCUCGGCCGGCCGGUGGUGGCCCUGGCGGCCACGCGCUUCCUCACCCCCCACCUCCAGGCCAUGGAUCUGGUGGUCACCACGGCCGAUCGCCUGUAUGUCUACCUGGGGCUGGACCCCGGCACCGGCACAUGGGCCGAGCUGCUGGAGGCUGGCCAGCUGCCGGAAGAGCGCCAGGCACUGACCACGCGGCUGGUGCCCCCGGUGCAGGACGCCACCCUCCCCACGAGGUUCCUGCUGCUGGUGUCUGGGACCCGGCAAAUGUGGCGCCUGGUCCGCCUUUCGACCGGGGGACAUGGCGGCGAUGCCGGCCCGGCCGGCGGCCAGCUUCUCUGGCAGGCCAUCCGCCUGCCGGCCACCUUCGCCACCUGGCCGGAUGUGGUCCGGAUGGCACCGGUGAACCUCGGCCCGGCGCGGCCCGAAUACUGGGUCCUCUUCCAGGACAACCAGGCCUACCACCUGGCCGAUGACAUGGGCUGUGACUCUGACCCCUCGAUCAGGUGCGAUCGGCUUGCCGCGACCUGGGCAUGUGCCCCCGGGCGCCUGGAGGCCCCGCAUCUGGUCCAUGGCCAGCUGUGCGGCGCCUGCGGGGAUGGCUUCUUCCGCUCGCCUGCGCCCCGUGGCUCCUACGAGUGCCGGCCCUGCCUGGUCGCUGGCUGCCAGGUGUGCUCGGAUGCCGGCGAAUCCUGCUCCACCUGCCAGGGCGACCUGCUGCUGGUGCGCGGCCCGCCCGGCCAGCCGGACAGCUGCGUCGAGACGUGCCCCGGCGGGCUGACGGCCCUCGGCCGGGUGUGCGGGCCGUCCCUCCAUCCCCAGCCCGACCUGCAUGUGGCGACCUUGGACAACCGCAUCGCCGGGGGGACCGGUGUGUCCACGUUUUGCGCCUCCCGUACAUAUCUCAAGGCCGGCCGGCUCCAUGUGUCCAAUGCCUCGCUGGCGGCCCGGGAACCGGAGUCCCUCCUGGCCAGCCUGGCCAGCAGCUCCCUCGGGAUGCUGGAUGUCCAGCAAAUGCGCCAGGAUCCCCUGGCCCCGGUGGUGGUGACCCCGGUCCAGGGCAUGCCGCUGGUGCCCGGCGUGGAGCACAUCCUCGAGAUGGGCCCCUUCAUCAGCGACCGCAGGGUGAGCCUGCUUUUGCUGGUCGACUGCGGCCCGGGCUGCAUGUCGGUCAUCCGCCUGGCGUGCACGCUGCCGGGCACGGCCCCGGCCGACGAGUGCCAGCUCCAGGCCCGGGCGUGGGCGCUGGACCGCCACCUCCUGCAGCGCCAGCCCGUGCAGAAGCUCACCCCGUCGGUGGUGUCCUUUGGCCACCAUGUGGCCGAGUUCCAGGCCGAUGGGUCGCUGAUUUUGACCGGGCCCGGUGCCCCGGCCGCGCCAAGCUCCCUGGCCAUGGGCUUCCACCGGGACGUGGCAACUGGCCGGCCGGGGCAAAUGCUUUACACCCAUGCAAAGUCCAGCACACAGGUGCACGCCAUCUCCUGGGACAUUCGUCGCCGGAUGGGCCUCACGACGCAGGCCCUGGCGGCGGCGUGGGCCACGCCCGACCCGGCCCCCCAGGCAGCACUCCUUCGGCCUGAAGCCCCGGCGAGCCCAUGUGGCCGGGCCACCGCCGCCGCCACCGCUGGCCCGGGCCAGGGCCAGCCCCCGGGCCAGGCCCAGCCGGCCAUCGGCACCGCCAGCAGCAUGGUCAGCGACUUGUGGGUCCUUGUCAGCCUGGCGACCCGGCCGUCGGGCACCCCGCCGGCCUCUCGCUCGGAGGACAUCGUCCACACCGGCCUCCUGACAUCCGGCGGCCAGGUGCACUGGGGUGCUGUGCAUCGGCCGCUCGGGGCCCAUGCGCAAGGCCGCGUCAAUGACAUCCCCGGCGGCUGGGAGGCGCUGGCCCCGGUGGCCGGCAUCACCGACCGCAGCCCCUUCUUCGCGACCGGGGUGGCCCUGCGCGGGUCCGGCGAAUUCCCCAGCGCCCUGGUCAUGGUCAGCCAGAUGCACCUGGGCGUGGUGCUGCUCCACUGCCCGGCCGGGGUGGCCACAUGCCGCCUCGGGCCGCGCCGAGUGGUGGCACUUCCCCCGAGCCAGCGCCUUCUGCCCGCCUCGGGUGGGGCCAUUGCCACGCCGCUGCCCGGGGCCUGGCCGCCGGUCGGCGAGCAUGCCCCCGGCCCGGCGGCCGCCCUGCUCCUUUCCCCGGUGGCGCCAUACACGCAGCCGGUCCUGCUGGUGCGGGUGUCGGUGGCCGAUUGCCCGGCCCGCACCUUCGGCCCGGGCUGCCAGCCAUGCGACGCCUCCUGCCAAGGCUGCACCGGCCCGGGCCCCGGCGAGUGCACCGGGCCCCGGUGCGCCUUCUUCCGGCCCUCGCAGCCGGAUGCCUGCCUGGAUGCCUGCCCGGCCGGGCUGCACCCGGAUGCCGAGGGGGCCUGCGGCUGCCACGCCGACUGCGCGGCCUGCCACCUGUCGCCCGGCCGGGGGCAGUACAUUUGCACGGCCUGCCGGCCGGGCAUGGCCUUGGACCCGGCGGCCCAGCCGCCGGACCGGUGCCGCCCCUGCCAUGCGUCCUGCUCCGAGUGCCAUGCCCCGGCAAGCGCCACCGCAUGCCAAGCCUGCCCGAGCGGCGGCCUCCUCGGCCCGGCCGGCGUGUGUGCCGCGGCCUGCCCGGCCGGCACCUGGCCCGACCAUGCCGCCGGCACAUGUGUCCCCUGCCCGGGCAAUUGCGCCGCCUGCACCGGGCCGGACUUCUGCACCGCCUGCCAGCCCUCCCCGCUGCCGGACCCGGCGUCCGGCUGGUGCGUGGCCUGCUUCGAGCAGUGCGCCCAAUGCCAGGGCAGCCUGGACGCGUGCCUCGCCUGCCGGCCGGGCUUCCGCUGGGCGGCCGGCGCCCCGCCCGCCGGGCCCGACCAGACGGCCCCCUGCGUGCCCUGCCCCGAGGGCUGUGCCGAGUGCGCGGACGAUGGGGGCUGCCUGUCCUGCCGGCCGGGCUUCCUGAUCGGCAUGGACCCGGGCACGUGCGUCAGCCGGUGCCCGGACGGCACCGCGGCCCACUCGCCAUCGCGGGCCUGCCGGCCCUGCCACCAGGACUGCGGCACAUGCUUCCAACCGGGCGACGGGAAGGCCUGCAACGCCUGUGCCCCGGGGAAGUUCCUCCAGCCGACCAGCUUCAGCUGCCUGGACACCUGCCCGCAAAGGUACUACCCCGGCAGCGGGGCCUGCAUUCGCUGCGGCCCCCUUUGCCAGGCCUGCUCCGGCCCGGGCAAGUGCGACCGGUGCGAGCCCGGGCGCUUUGACCCCGGCGACGGGUCCUGCGCCCUGUGCCCGGACUCCUGUGCCACCUGCUCCGGGCCCGCGGCCUGCGACGCCUGCCAGGGGGGCCUGGUGUUCCUGUCGCCGGACCCGGCCGUCGGGUCGCUGUGUGGCGAUGCCUGCCCGGCCGGGAGCUACCCCGGCCCCGACCGGUGCCUGGCCUGUGGCACGGCCUGCGCCCGAUGCGCCGGCGAUGCGCACCUGUGCGAGGCCUGCGCGCCGGGGCACCGGUGGGCCGGCCACCCGCCGGCCGCCGGGUCCGGCCUCACCGGCUCCUGUGUGCCCUGCCCGGCGCACUGCGACGUGUGCACCGCCGAUGACGAGUGCCUCGCGUGCGAUGCCGGCUUCUUCCGCCGGGCCCAGAACGGCGCCUGCGUGGCUGCCUGCCCGCCGGGGGAGUACCCGGAGCCGGGCUCGGCCGUGUGCCGCGCGUGCGACGCCACCUGCGGCCGCUGUGCCGGGCCGGCCGGCGACCAGUGCACCGGCUGUGCCCCGGGGAGCGUCCUCUCGCGCGAGGGCCGAUGCAUCGAAAGCUGCCCGGCCGGCCAGUACCCGGGCCAGGCGGCCGGCGGUGCUGCCGGCCCGGCCGCCCCGCCGGAGCUCCAAUGCCUCGCCUGCUCCCCGGCUUGCGACAGGUGCGAUGGCCCGGGCGAGGGGGCCUGCACCGCGUGCCCGGCCCCCCGGCUGCUGGAGGCCGGCCGCUGCGUCGACCAGUGCGGCCCGGGCCACUUUGCAUGCGCCCCGGCGGGCCGGUGCGCCCCCUGCCCGGAUGGCUGUGCCGCAUGCCAGCCGGCGGAACAGGCGCCGACCGCCUGCCGGGCCACCUGCACCGGGUGCCAUGCCGGCAUGGUGCUUUCCCCUGGCACCGGCCGGUGCGGGGCGUUCUGCCCCCCGGGGGAGUUCCUUCCCCGGGCGGAUGCCCUCGAGUGUGCCCCCUGCGGGCCGAGCUGCGCGGCCUGCCACGGCCAGGCGGACCGGUGCACCGUGUGCGCCGACGCGGCUGCCUGGCUUCGCCCCGACACCGGCCACUGCCUGGAGUCCUGCCCCGAGGCCGGCUUUGCCGUGUCCCCCGCCGAGAGCGUGUGCCUGGCAUGUGCAUCGAACUGCGACCGGUGCACGGCCCCCCCGGACACCCGCGCAUGCACCCUCGCGCCGGAUGGGCGCCUCGAUUGCCCGGCCAUGUCGGCGUGCGACCGCUGUGCCCCGGGCUACCUCCUUCUGGCCGGGGGCUCCUGCGUGGCCGACUGCCCGGCCGGGCACUUCCCCCGGUGGGAUGCCUCGCCGGGCGUGUGUGCGCCCUGCCAUCCGAAGUGCGCCGGCGGGUGCACCGGCCCGGAGGAGUCACACUGCGACCGGCCUGCCGGCCAUUCGCCAGCCAGCCAGCGUCUGGCCAUCGGCCUGGGCAUCGGCUUCGGGCUGCUGUUCCUGCUGAUGUUCCUGGCCCUGAUCCUGUUUUUGAUGCUGCGCUUGCGUCGGGACCAGGGCCUCAAGGAAUUGGUGGAUGAGCUGGAUGAGGUGUCCCCGGAUCUGGGCCCGAUCAGCGACCCCACGCCCCCCGGGACGCUGCGGGUGGACCUGGCCGCGGACUUCACCCCGCUGCGGACGCCCCUCGGCACCGGCCGCCACUCGACCAUCUUCGCGGCGCGUGCCGUCGGUGGGGGCACCACCACGCGCCUCGGCUGCCCGGACAUCGUGGCCAUCAAGCUCAUGAAGGCCGACGCCCCGGAUGCCGAUGUGGCGCGGCGCCUGCAAAAUGAAAUCGCCCUCAUGUGGCUGCUCCGCGAUCAGGACAACAUCGUGCGGAUGUACGGCUACAGCGACAGCCCGCCGGCCCUGGUCAUGCAGCAAUACCAGACGGACCUGGGGAGGCUCGUCCACUCGCGGGCCGAUGUGCCCCUGGGCGACAUGCUGCACAUUUGCCACCAGUGGGCCGCCGGGCUGGACGCCAUGCACAAUGCCGGGGUGGCGCACUGCCACUUCGGGCCGGACAAGAUCCUGGUGGCCCCCGCGGGCCCGGGGUCCUGGCUGGUGGCGGUCGGCGACCUGGCCGCAUCGAGGAACCUCCGCCACCCGCCGGCCGAGGUGGCCCCCCCCGCGCCGGGCCCCCGGCGGGCGGCCUACACCGCGCCGGAGGUGCUGCUUGCCGCCGAGCGCCAGCGCCCGCUCAAAGCCGCCUUCCACCUGCCGGCCGAUGUCUUUGCCGCGGCCGUGGUCCUAUGGGAGUGCCUGACCCGCGCCAUCCCCUGGGAGGGCUCCGACGCGGACACCAUCAAGGCGGACGUGCGGUCUGGCCGGCGGCCGGACAUGGCCGCGGCCGUGGCGCCCCUUCGCCAGCAGGCCCCGACCUUCGUCCAAGCCACCACCAACCUCCUCAACCAGGCAUGGGACGAGGACCCCCUCGACCGGCCGUCAGCCAUGGCCAUCCACCAGCUGUGCGCCGCUAUCCUGGCCGCCCUGCCGUGACCAUGGCCGCCCCCAUGCGCCGGGCGUCUCCUCGUGUCUAUGCGAUAAAUCUUCACAUCCCUCCGUCGUGUGGCCCCUCCGGGCCGGGGCGGGGGGGUCUUCUUUUU
Molecule: messenger RNA, 6729 nt
Organism: Fonticula alba
Lineage: Eukaryota; Rotosphaerida; Fonticulaceae
Product: TKL protein kinase
Exons: 9
Coding region: 131-6622 (2163 amino acids)
Biological process (GO): protein phosphorylation
Molecular function (GO): ATP binding; protein kinase activity
Source: RefSeq, a predicted model, not a curated record